Folsomia candida is the source of this 1101-nucleotide messenger RNA. RefSeq lists its product as uncharacterized. The transcript is spliced from 5 exons. Bases 66 to 1073 code for a protein of 335 amino acids. The record is from RefSeq and is a predicted model, not a curated record. NCBI's taxonomy places the organism in Eukaryota, Metazoa, Arthropoda, Collembola, Entomobryomorpha, Isotomidae.
UGUCUUGUCUAUGUACAUAAUUAUAUGUACAUAAUAAUAAUUAUCCAUUUUUCACAUAAUAAAGGAUGAAGUCUAACACAUUUUUGCUAUUUGUUGUAAUUGCAUCGGUGUCACCAUUUGAGAAUGGCACUCCUUCAGAAAAAGGACACAAGCACAGGAGAAUCGAAACAAUCCCUGUAGACGAUGACAAUUUGCUUCAGCCGGAGAUUCCGGAAGCAGUUGAGGAAAUGCUGGCGAACGUUCGCAUUGCACCAAAUGUGAACACCGGGAGACAACGUCGAACUGGAAAAAAGUACCCCUGGCCAUCAUUACAAUCGCAACAAGAUGAAACCAAAGAAAGCUCAAUUCAAGUUCACAAAAGUGCAAUAUUUGACCAAGUAAAUCCUGGUGAGUCAUAUUCACGCGAGGAAUUGCUUAAUGACCAUGACCUCAACCCAACAGACUCUGCGAAACUCCUUCUUGAAUUGACGCAUUUAAAGGAAGAGAUUGACAAAGAAAUUGCGAAAUUACAAAAUGAAAGUACAUCCUCAACGACAACAAAUGAUGAGUCAAACGUAAUCGUUAGGGCGGCUCGUGAGUUGGUUCGAAAGGCCGAGUUGGCAUCUCGAAGUAAGCGACAGAGUGAAAGUGAGAUUUUGCUGCCAUACCGAGCGUGCAUCUACAUUGACAUUCCGGGAAUGGUCAAUCCUGUAGAAGGAGGGAAACCAUUCCUUCCAGAGACCUUUAACCAUGCUUGUCAAGAAAAAUCCGUGGUGACGGAAACAGCAAUCCAGGACAAACAAGCAUUGGGGUUAUCAUCGUCGCAGGUUGAUGAUGAGAGCGAAACUGCGUCCGUUGAUGACGUUCUUUGGCUGCACAUGCCUCCAAAUGAUCCGCUGGACAGUGACAAAAUUAGGACUGAACUUUACGACACGAUUGACACUUUGCAUCAUGCAGGAAACGAUGUUCUGUUCAUUCCGAUUUCUAAAGGAUAUUCUGACACAGAGGAAGUAAAACAUGGUUUCUUAAAAUCUCUACAAAUUACUCCUGAACGUUUUAGUAGAUUUCGAAAAUUGAAAAUAAAACGAUUAUAAGUUUAUCGUUUACUUGAAAAAUCAUUAU